Argentina anserina (silverweed cinquefoil) is the source of this 1719-nucleotide messenger RNA. RefSeq lists its product as uncharacterized. The transcript has 10 exons. Gene Ontology annotation, molecular function: protein binding. Bases 133 to 1467 code for a protein of 444 amino acids. Lineage: Eukaryota; Viridiplantae; Streptophyta; Magnoliopsida; Rosales; Rosaceae. The record is from RefSeq and is a predicted model, not a curated record.
UACGACUUCAUCUCUCUCUCUCUCUCUCUCUCUCUCUCUCUCUCAAUUCACAAAGGACCCGCUCGCGGAUAGAGAGAGCAGCACAAUCAUACCAUCCACAAAUUGGCCUUCAUACUUUAUUCCAGAUAGUCCAUGGCUUUUGAGCAGCCUCAUCAGUUCGAAUAUAUGGCGGAUGAAGGUGACUUGUCUGAUUUUGUGGAGGAUGUAGAUGGGGAUGCAGAUGAAGAAAACCAUGGCAGAGAUAUGGUUCGUGACGAGUAUGACAUGCUUAAUCAGGGGUCAGAUACAUCAUCUUCCCAAGCAAGAAAGGGAAAGGAUAUUCAAGGUAUUCCAUGGGAUAGAUUGAACAUCACGAGAGAAAAGUACAGAUUGACGAGGCUUGAACAGUACAAAAAUUAUGAGAAUAUCCCUUUAUCUGGGGAAGCUGUGGACAAGGAGUGUCAACUUAUGCAGAAGGGUGGCAACUACUAUGAAUUCUUCCACAACACAAGACUAGUUAAACCUACAAUCCUUCAUUUUCAGCUCAGAAAUCUGGUUUGGGCUACUUCAAAACAUGAUGUCUAUCUCAUGUCCAAUUAUUCAAUUAUGCACUGGUCUUCUCUAUCUGGCAAUUUGUCUGAAGUCCUCAAUUUUUCAGGACAUGUUGCACCAACUGAGAAACAUGCUGGAAGUCUGUUGGAGGGUUUUAUGCAGACUCAGAUAAGCACACUAGCAGUCAAGGACAAUUUUCUUGUUGCUGGAGGUUUCCAAGGAGAGCUUACUUGCAAGCGUCUUGAUAAAGAAGGAGUGAGUUUUUGUACCAGAACCACAUACGAUGACAAUGCCAUUACAAAUGCUGUUGAAAUAUAUGAUAGCCUGGGGGGUGGAAUGCAUUUCAUGGCAUCCAAUAAUGAUUGUGGUAUUAGAGAAUUUGACAUGGAGAGAUUUCAGCUUCUUAAUGACUUUAGAUUCCCCUGGCCAGUAAAUCAUACAUCAAUAAGCCCUGAUCGCAGGCUUGUUGCCGUAGUUGGAGAUCACGUGGAUGGAUUGCUUAUGGAUUCUCAGAACGGAAAGACUAUUGCUAAGGUUGUUGGUCAUCUAGAUUACUCCUUUGCUUCUGCAUGGCAUCCUGAUGGCCACAUAUUUGCCACUGGAAAUCAGGACAAGACUUCCCGAGUUUGGGACAUAAGAAAUCUUUCAUCACCCAUUGCAGUUCUGAAGAAUAACUUGGGUGCUUGUCGGUCUAUUCGGUUUUCAUCAGAUGGUGAGUUUAUGAUGGUUGCAGAACCUGCAGAUUUUGUGCAUAUAUAUAGUACAAAGGGAGAUUACAAGAAAAGGCAAGAGAUUGAUUUCUUUGGGGAGAUUUCGGGUGUAUCAGCAAGUCCGGAUGACGAGUCCUUGUACAUAGGAAUCUGGGACCGAACGUACGCAAGCUUGUUGCAAUAUAACAGAAGGCAUACAUAUGGAUACCUUGAUUCCUAUUUUUGAUUGAUCGGCAAAGGGAUGUCCACCAGCGCAAUGUGAUCAAAAGGUUUAGGGUACGAGUGCUUUCCUUUCAAGCCUAUCUUUCUGAAUUCUAUAUUCUAUUUUUAGUUGUUAUAAAUCAAGUUCACAGUAGAAUAAGCCAUAAUCAGACUACAUGUACAGUGAAUAUUCAAAUUUGUUUGAAAACGAAAAUCUUGAUAAUGAACUUUGCUCUUUUGAUGUCUUGUAUUUCAACUCGAAGCAGCUGUUUAGGCA